Trichosporon asahii var. asahii CBS 2479 is the source of this 825-nucleotide messenger RNA. RefSeq lists its product as uncharacterized. The coding region runs from base 1 to 825 and encodes 274 amino acids. NCBI's taxonomy places the organism in Eukaryota, Fungi, Basidiomycota, Tremellomycetes, Trichosporonales, Trichosporonaceae. The record is from RefSeq and is a predicted model, not a curated record. The transcript has a single exon.
AUGUCAUCGAGAACUGUCCAGGCUGUUGCUCACACUGAGCCAUUCUCGCCAGACCACUCCCCAUGUGUUGCGACCCCCGCAUCACCAGACUCCGACCAGUUCGUCCCGGCCCCUCCCAUCACCGCCCGCACACCAGGCCAGCGGGGCGAGAAGGUGUGGAUUCGCCCAUUCCACUGCAGUGGAAUAGUCAUGCGUCUCCACGAGGUUCAGAACGGCUACCUCAAGGAUCGCCACAUUGUCUGCCGGGACCCGGGCGGCUGGGUUACCUUGCGUAUCGCGACUGUCCCUGUAAGCGACGAGGCGGCCAACGCUGGUAGCGGCCAGUCGGCCCCUGCUGAGAAAGCAAAGGAAGUGACGCCCGCCGGGGACGACGACUACGUGUGGAUCACGCCAUUUUGGUCUGGCGGCUUCGCAGUGCCUACAGAGAGCCUGACGACCGGUCUCGUCGACAUUCCCCUGCGCGCAAAAAUCAGCGACAGGGGCCAAGUGACGUUCGAGCACUGCCUCGAUCCGCGCCGCGACUGGACGCCCGCACAAGUGAGUUGUGCCGUUGCUUACUCGCUCAUAAGCUCAUUACAGACGUCAAGAUCUAUCCACCUCGUGCAACCCUUCAGCGUCACAGGGCCGGACGACAGGAAGUGGGCGCACUCUCGCUGGUGGAAGAUGAAAUUCUCUGACAUUCCUUUGCAGCGCGGUGAGCCCGAUAUUGGGCUUUGGGAUGAUCCUUGCGACGCCGGGCACGCCGAGGACAAUGAGCAGGAUCCCUAUGGCUGUUGUAGCUCUUGCCACGACAGGAUCAUGGAAGAAGGGGAGGAGGAGUGGUGA